GUCUGCACCGAGACAAGCGUCACCAGAGUCCGGGAGCAGAGCAGGAGUUGGACCGAAUGGAGCCACCGACCCCGGCCUGAUCCUGCAGCAGAACCAAGGCAGGGCUGCCAGCAGGGCUACUGCUAGUGGUGGGUGACAAUGGACCUCGACACUGAGACCAGGAACAUUACCUCUUACCUCCCAGGCAGCUCCACCUCGGAGACCCAGAAACUGGCUCCACCCAGAGGCCCAGGAUGCAGCUGGCUGGUGGUGGUAGCAGCUGUAGCUGCUUCUUUGAGUGGCCUGAUGCUGGGUUAUGAAAUGGGCCUGACCUCCGGGGUCCUGCUGCAGCUGCGCGGACUCCUCUCCCUCUCCUGCCGGGAACAGGAACUGCUGGUCAGCUCCCACCUGCUCGGCGCUCUCCUCAUCUGCCUGGCCGGAGGUCCUGUGCUCGAUCGCUACGGCCGCCGCUGCUCCCUGCUGCUGAGCGCCGCCCUGGUGGUUGCAGGGACCAUUGUUGUCAUCGCCGUGCCUUCGCUCGUCGCUAUCACACUAGGCCGGGUGAUCGUCGGCAUGGGGACGGCGCUGUCUGGGACGGCAGCAUGUCUGUAUAUUGCAGAGAUCUCUCCGAGUGAGAGGAGGGGUCUGCUGGUGACACUGUAUGAGCUGAUGCUGGUUGUGGGCGUCAUGCUGGGAUUCAGCUGCUGUUACGCCUUCGCCACUCUGCCUCAUGGCUGGGCGUAUACGUUUGGACUAGUGAUCCCCCCCGCGCUGCUGCAAAUAUGUGCCCUCCUCUUCCUCCCGUGCAGUCCGCGCUUCCUUGUCACUCAGGGCAAAGUGGAGCAGGCCAGGGCAGUGCUGGUCCGAAUGAGGGGCGGGCUUAAGGAACACAUAGAGACGGAGCUCACAGACAUCCAAGCUGGACUAAAAGCCGAGUCAGAACACUGUUUCUGGGAGUUGUUCAGUUCCAAAUCCAACCUACGCUCCCGGCUGCUAAUGGGUGUAGCUUUAGUUUUCCUCCAGCAGGUCACGGGUCAGCCCAACAUCCUCUCCUACGCGUCCCCACUCCUCCGCAGCGUGGGCUUCAACAGUGACGCUGCAGCCACCUUGGCCUCCACAGGGUUCGGAGUGGUCAAAGUAGUGGCCACCAUCCCCGCUGUGCUGCUGGUCGACCGAUUGGGACCCAAGAGCUUUUUGUGCGCGGGUGCCAUCGCGAUGGGAAUUUCGCUGGCCGUGCUCGGGACACUGACGCUGCAAAGCCACACUCACCUCACCAGUCUGUGUAAAAGCCACCCGACACCAAACCUGACGCGCACCCCGUGGGAUUUAAACAGAACCUUGACAGACUUGGAAGACAUUGAGUUUUUCUCCACCAGCCUCCCCGGCCAGUGGAGCGGCGAGGAGGCGCAGAGGACUAACAGAGAGGAGGAUGGGAUUGGGAAGCUGGGAGGAGGGGGGACGGAAGUGGAAGUGUCUCCCUUGCUGAAGUGGGCAUCACUGAUCAGUUUGCUGGUGUAUGUGGCAGCUUUCUCCAUUAGCCUCGGGCCAAUGGUGUACGUGGUUCUCAGCGAGAUCUUCCCGAUGGGAGUCAGAGGCAGGGCAGUGUCCGUGGUGUCCGCAGUGAACUGGGCCACCAACCUGCUCAUCUCCAUGACCUUCCUCACCUUCACUGAAAAGAUCGGUGUUCCCAAUGUGAUGUUCUUCUACUCCGCCAUGAGCUUCGUUCUCCUGGUGUUUGUCAUCCUCUGCGUGCCUGAAACCAAAGGUCGCAGUCUGGAGGAGAUAUCUAAGGAACUGGCCAAGAAGAAGCCUUUCCAGGUGAACCUCUUUCGGCCGGGCCAGCCUAAGGAGAGUCUGAUAAGCGGCACCACGACGCCAGAAGUGCCGGCAAACAACUGAGACCUUUUACCAACUGUGGACCUCAGUCGAGCUGGAGCUUUGAGGAAAACAAACAUUCAAGUAGAGCUGUUCAGACAUGCACUGAACUCCGGACAUUUUAGAGACAUUUUCCAGAUGGGGUGUACGAGUCUGUUGCUCCGAAUAUUUCCGGAACUUUUCAGUUAAAUGUCUGGAAAGUGUCCGAGAGAUCCCACGUGAGAAUACAGCAGGAAAAUGUCCGGAUAAUCUGCAAGAGAUGCAAAACUGGAAGAAUACAAAUAUCUCAGGAUGAAAAAGAAGUGCCAUACAUGUCGAAGAUGCCAGUUUCAACUUGGAAAGACAAGAUUUUAGAGCUUUUAGACAAUAAAACGGAAGCAGGUGUAGAUGUGCUGUAAAUAAAAACAUGUGAUUUCUCUAUUCGAAUUUCUACAUCACGUCCCGCCUCCUGCACGUUCUAGCUAGACGCCAGCCCUCGUCUGAUUGUUCCGGACAGUUUCCUGUUUUCUGGACAUUUUCCAAACUUAAGCUCUAAAAAGAGCUGUAAUGUCUUGGUCAUAUACAGGUAGUAGCUUCAGAUAAGGAACAUUAACGAUGGUGUAAAUAACACAAACAGUACAGUAGGGAGUUAAAUAAUGGAAAAGUAGUUCAGGGUUAACACUUGCUUGUUAAAAAUCAAGAGAUAUAUUUGCACAUGGGAUUUUAUGAAUUAAUUACAAAAUUACCAAUGGCAUAAUCUUAAUAAAAAGUAAACUACAGGGAUUGAAUGUGAAAUUAUAUAAAAUAUUAUGUUUUUCUAUUCUUUACAUUACAUCUAUGCCAUUUGAAUAUACUUCAAUGCUGAAAGGGAUUUUCCACCUUAGGCUCACACCAUGUAUGUACCAGGAUGUAGUGACCUGAAAUGACAGUAGCGUGGGUGUGUGAGAAGUGCACGUUAGUCUCAGGAAGAGCUGUGUGUCUCAUUUACAUUUCAUGGGAACAAGCUAGUGAUAAUGAAUGAACACAACAGGCUCCACUGGUUUACUGUUGACUCCUCACAAACUAGAAAACUUUUGUUAUUGAUGCCAAAAUGAAACUUAUUUAAUCAACAAGUUGAAUGUCUUGCAGCGAGAAAAGAAUAAUGCACAUUUUAAUCUGUACUUUUGAAUGUCGAGAUGUAUUUAAAUCUGUCACGUUGACAAAACAUUUUAAAGAGUAUUCUGUUGAGACUUGUGAAUACAACCUCCAAUAAGGAAAAAUGGGAAAAUAACAAUUAAAGGACUUUGGAGAGA
Molecule: messenger RNA, 3125 nt
Organism: Limanda limanda (common dab)
Lineage: Eukaryota; Metazoa; Chordata; Actinopteri; Pleuronectiformes; Pleuronectidae
Gene: slc2a12
Product: solute carrier family 2 member 12
Exons: 6
Coding region: 139-1878 (579 amino acids)
Biological process (GO): transmembrane transport
Cellular component (GO): membrane
Molecular function (GO): transmembrane transporter activity
Source: RefSeq, a predicted model, not a curated record